Molecule: messenger RNA, 2560 nt
Organism: Melanotaenia boesemani (Boeseman's rainbowfish)
Lineage: Eukaryota; Metazoa; Chordata; Actinopteri; Atheriniformes; Melanotaeniidae
Gene: ak5
Product: adenylate kinase 5
Exons: 14
Coding region: 250-1956 (568 amino acids)
Biological process (GO): nucleoside triphosphate biosynthetic process
Cellular component (GO): cytosol; cytoplasm
Molecular function (GO): nucleoside diphosphate kinase activity; ATP binding
Source: RefSeq, a predicted model, not a curated record
GAAGCGCUGUGGGAGGAAAGACGGACGAGCCUCACAUCCGCACCGCUGAGGAGGAGGGUGGCGCGGAGGAAUCCACUUGUAAAGUCCGCGUAGUAGGGGAAUAAAAUAAAAAUGCGCUGAGAAGAGAUCUGUCAAUAGCUCAGUUAUUAACCAAAGAUUACCUAACGGCACUGAGACAUCUGGGCCACAGAAGGGAAGGGAAAAAACCGCUCAGGACAAGUUGUGUUUUCAGAGGAAACCCUGUUGGAGAUGAAUACCAACGAUGCCAAGGAGUAUCUCGCGCGGCGGGAGAUACCUCAACUGUUUGAGAGCCUGCUGACAGGUUUGAUGUACUACCGGCCUGAUGACCCCAUUGAAUACUUGGAAGGCUGUCUGAAGAAAGCUAGAGAGCUUGGAGGGCCGGAAAAAGUGCGGUGGGAUACGUUCGUAGGCCAGGAGAAGAAGCCCCUACCCCCACUCAAUGGAGGCCAGUCACGCAGGUCCCUCUUCAGAAAUGUGUUGCCCGACAGCCCCAAUUUUCCCUACAGACGGUACGACCGCCUCCCUCCCAUCAGCCAGUUCUCCAUUGAGAGUGACUCGGACCUGUCGGAGACAGCGGAGCUCAUAGAGGAGUAUGAAGUGUUUGAUCCCUCCAGACCGCGACCCAAAGUCAUCCUUGUCAUCGGUGGCCCUGGCAGCGGUAAAGGAACACAGAGCCUGAAGAUUGCGGAGCGCUACGGCUUCCAGUACAUGUCUGUGGGCGAGCUGCUGAGGAAGAAGAUGAUCCACAACGCCACCAGCAACAGAAAGUGGAGCCUGAUCGCUAAAAUCAUCACCAAUGGAGAGCUGGCACCACAGGAGACCACAAUAACUGAAAUAAAGCAGAAGAUUAUGAAGAUCCCCGAUGCCAACGGUAUUGUCAUAGACGGGUUCCCUCGUGACGUUGGACAGGCCCUGUCCUUUGAGGACCAGAUCUGCACUCCGGACCUGGUGGUCUUUCUCGCCUGCACAAACCACCGUUUGAAGGAGAGGCUGCAGAAGAGGGCUGAGCAGCAGGGACGACCUGACGACAACCCCAAGGCCAUCGACCGCCGCCUGACCAACUUCAAACAAAACACUAUUCCGCUGGUCAAGUACUUUCAGGAGAGGGGCCUCAUUGUUAUGCUGGAUGCUGACCGAGAUGAGGAGGAGGUCUUCUGUGACAUCAGCAUGACUUUGGACAACAAGCUGUUUCCCUCAAAAGAGCCUGCAGCUGGUCCAAGUGAGUUGGAUCUCAGUCUACUGAGUGAAACAAGCAACCUGGCAGAUAUGGCCUGCAAGAAUGAUGAGGCCGAAGAAGAGGAGGAUGUUGGGUUUGCAGAAGGAACCACAGAAAAUUACUGCACAGAACAGAAGAAAACAAAGGUCAUUUUCAUGAUAGGUGGUCCAGCCUCAGGUAAGACCCUCCAGUGUGAGCGAAUGGAGGAGAGGUUCGGCCUGCGUCCCCUCACCCUGGGUGACCUGUUGUGUAGCGAGCUGCAGUGUCACAGUGAAAGAGGACGCCACCUGCGGGAUGUUCUGGAGAGAGAAGAGAAGCUGCCUGAGGACACACUGCUGGAACUGCUGUGUGAUGCUGUGGCAUUGUCUGGACGGCAGGGAAAAGGUGUGGUGGUUAGCGGCUUCCCCAGAGACCUGAGACAGGCGGAGGAGUACAAAGCCAAGAUCGGGGAACCCAGUGCAGUUAUCCUGCUGAACUGCUCUCCAGACACCAUGUCCAGUCGGCUGAAGUGUCGCGGGAGGCCCUCCUCCAGCUUCCACCCCGCCUCAGACAAAGAAGGCGUCCUGCAGAGGAGGGCUGAGCGCUUUUGCAGCGACACCCAGGAGUUUGCUGCUUACUAUGAACGCAAGAGGCUUCUGCACACAAUUGAUGCCGAGAGGUCGCCAGAUGAAGUGUUCGCCCAGAUCUGCCAGGCGAUGGAGUCCUGCUCUCUCUUCUGAUUUCUACCAUUUACACCACCUCACUCUGCUUUCCAGCAGGCCUACUUAUAAAGACCCUGCCUUUUUCUCCCAUCUCAUGGACGUCCCUCCACAUAACCUCACACCUGCAUCAGCUCAUUAAACCACAGUGGUAUGCAUGUCUCACCUGCAAACAGUUAAAGCUUCUAACUCUGACACAAUGCCUGGUUGUCACUUUCUGCUACCUACAUGCAUCACCCUUCCUCCCCUCUCACUUCAACCUCAAUAUAUGCUGCCAACUGCCGGACCGAGGCUCAUAACUGUACAGAGAAAACAGCAUUCCUGCUGUGACUGAGAGCAUGCUGAAUGUUCCGCCAGAGGAAUGGAGCAGGGUUUUUCUGCCUGCUGGAAAGUGGAAAUCUCAGUGUGUGUUCUUGCUCUCAUGCACAGCACCAUGCUUUAUAUUAUAACAAGCAUGCAAGACUUACAGAUAAGCUUAAACUGCCUUUUGUGCAUUGAAUAAAAAACAGUGGCAUAUUAAGAGUAUUAGGAUUACUGCAUUUGUAUGUUUACAAGUUCAUCGUACAGGUUCUUGUUUGAGUCUGGUAUUUAACAUUCAAUAAAGCCAGUGCAUUUGCUAAACUUA